ACCGCCCCUACUUAGGGUUCCAAUUUCUACAUCCUACUUAGUGUAAUCUACGGAAACUAACUUAAACCCUAGAUCUCUUCAUCUUUACAUUCAUGGGUAUGUUAGAUCACACAGUUGAAUGAUCUGCAAGUGGUCCAUAGUGACUAGGAUGUUUUUUCUCAUUCGAAAACUGAUCCCUGCUCCCAUGUAACUUGAUUUUUCUCCCAUGAACUAUUUGGGUUUUUGGAUUUGCACGAAGCUAAAAAGAUACCACCUCAGAAAUUCCACAUCUCACUAGGACUCACUCCACUUCUGUUUUGCCUAGAAAAUUGUAAUGAUAUGCUCAAACCUGGAUUCUGGUCCCAUGGCGUAAUUGCACGACCCGUUUCAGCUAUUCUCAAAGCGAUAGCCAGUGAAGGAUUAAUACGUGCUCGCAGGGUGCUCUAGUUCUGCUGGUACUUGCUCCUCACAUAAUCGUCACAUUGGGGAAACAUCCUAAUAGAUGGGUUCAUUCUAUGGUACCCAUGAGAUUGUUGAGUUGAGAGAUGAACCUAAGUUGAGUGAUUACUCUAAGCCUUAUCUCCAAGCAAGGGUAAAUGACAAAGAAAAGAGGCCUCAGGGAUGCAGUAGAUAUUUGGAAGAUGACAUCAAUAAGCUAUUUGAGGCGAUUAAUGUGAGAAGUUCAUUCAAUGGUUCAAGCUUCUCUGAUGAAACAGGUGGAGCCACACCAAGGAAAAAUCCAUCAAAGAAACCAAUGAGGAUGAGUACAUCGUCUACAUCAGGAAUUGGAUAUUCUGAGCCCGUGUCUCUGAAACAGGCUUUAAGGGGUUUGUGCAUUUCUCAGGCUUCAGAAAUGGCUGCCAUUAAAAGGUUAUCAAUGCCUCCUGGAUCUCCUGCCCUGUCCGACUCUGGAAAGUUGGCCAAUUUGUACAAGUCUGUUGUUAAAGCUAGUGAAUCUGGUUCUUCUGUUGCUGAAGAUAAGGUGGUUGAAGUUGGGACAUCUUUCAUGACUGAAGACAGCACGUCCAAUUCCUCGGGGAGGAUUCCUUGGUACCUGCGAGAACCCAAGGUCAAGCCAUAUAGCAACAGCGCACAGUCUUCCCCUAAAUUGAAUAUUGAAAAGUCAGCAAAGCAUGUGGGGCCUGCAGUAAAGCUGAAUGAGAUUCUACAAGAGCCACAAUCCGAGAGUCAAUUUAUGGUAAAUGAAUCAGUACAAGAGAAGACGAUUAUUUCAAUUCCUUCGCCACCUUCUCGUAUUGCGGCUGACGGUUCCUUGAAAGCAGUUGAUUCUGAAAUUAAUUUAGUAAACGAUUGUGAGCAAGAUAAUCUUAUGCCAGGUAAGCCAACCCUUAAGUCACGCCAUAAAGGCAAGUCACAGAGUGUGACUUCCUCAUCUGGUUCAACCAAGAACAGUAAGCUAGGCAAGUCAACAAGAACCAUUCCUCGUGCUGUCAAGACGGUGGUAAUUCAGAACAAGAACCUUGUGAAGAAAAAGUCAAAGCAGGAUUUCGCUUCAGCUAAUGUCUCUUCUAAUGCAUCUAUUGCAGUGAAUGCUAAAUUGGCUCCUGAUACAAGCAAAUUGAUAUGCCAAAGAUGCCACUGUGCUAUAAAGGAUGCAACAGAGGAGUCCAAUAAAGACUCUGAAUCUCCCCUUUCUACAAGUGGUACCACUGCUGAAGGCGGUUCUAACAACAGGAACAGUGUUAUGCCAAAAGAAGGCUCCAUUCCGACCAGCUAUGGUAAAACUGUCUCCUUCCUAAACAAUAACAAGAACUCAAAAUUUGGAGAUAAAGGAGAGUUCACUCAAAGUUCAAAUAGCAGCAUCUGUGAAUACAGUAGUAGCACCAGCAUUAGUGAAGAGAGAAAUCUCAGUGGGUGUAGCAUUGGCAAUAGGCCUCAUAUGUCAAAGGACAUCAAAUGGCAGGCUAUUCAUCAUAUGAUGAAACAGGAUGGGUUUCUUGGAUUGAGACAUUUCAAUCUCUUGAAGAAGCUUGGUUGUGGAGAUAUUGGUACUGUUUAUCUUGCUGAACUAAUUGGCACAAACUGCCCGUUUGCCAUAAAGAUCAUGGACAACGAGUUUUUGGAAAGGAGGCAAAAGAUGCCUAGGGCCCAUAUGGAAAGAGAGAUUCUGAGCAUUCUGGAUCAUCCUUUUCUCCCUACCCUCUAUGCUCAUUUUGUAUCCGAGAACUUAUCAUGCCUAGUUAUGGAGUAUUGCCCAGGUGGAGAUCUGCAUGUCCUCAGGCAGAAGCAGCCUGCCAGAUUUUUUCACGAACAAGCAGCACGAUUCUAUGUUGCUGAAGUCCUUCUUGCCCUCGAAUACUUGCAUAUGCUUGGCAUCGUAUAUCGGGACUUAAAACCAGAGAACAUUCUUGUUCGAGAAGAUGGUCACAUCAUGGUCACAGACUUCGACCUUUCGCUUCGGUGUUCCGUGAACCCAACUCUCCUGCAAUCACCUUCAUCGGGUACGCUAGAACCACCUAGGGUGUCUGGCCCAUGUGCUGGUUCUAGCUGCAUAGAUCCUUUUUGCAUUAAGCCCACCUGCCAAGUCUCAUGCUUCAGACCCCGAAUGUUACCUGCACCAAAAGGCCGGAAAACAAAGCUCGAUCCUGCAGCAUUUCAGCGGUCAUUGCCGCAGCUUGUGGCCGAGCCUACAGAAGCACGAUCCAACUCAUUCGUUGGGACCCACGAGUAUUUGGCUCCCGAGAUCAUCAAAGGAGACGGCCAUGGGAGUGCCGUUGAUUGGUGGACGUUCGGUAUCUUCCUUUACGAGCUUUUGUAUGGAAAAACACCCUUUAAAGGUUCAGUGAACGAUCAGACGUUAGCCAAUGUGGUUUUGGAGAACCUUAGGUUUCCAGAAACCCCACUCGUUAGUUUUCAAGCUCGAGAUCUCAUUAAAGGGUUACUAGUGAAAGAGCCUGAAAACCGACUGGGGUCACAGAGAGGGGCUGCGGAAAUCAAACAACACCCUUUCUUUGAUGGCCUAAACUGGGCUUUGAUACGAUGUGCAUCUCCACCUGAGUUGCCUGAGCCGUACGAUGUCUCGGCUUCUAAGGCUGCGGCUUUAGAGAAAGCAAAGAAGUAUCUGGACUACGAUGGGUCUUCUGGAGGACACCUGGAGUUCGAGUUAUUCUAGCACCUUCCGGUAACUUUGCGGUUUCUGGAAGAAUAUCGAUGAUUACUUUCAUUCUCUUGACGAGUAGUUGUCGCAAAAACUGUUGGAAGAAUAUCAAUGAUUACUUCCGUUCUCUUGAUAUGGCGGCAUUGAGCUAGCGGUGGUGGCAAUUGAGGAUCGGAUAAUUUGGUAGCUGUUUUCCGCAAACAACGGCGCCAUGGCGGGAACCUUAAUCGAAGAAAUUGUACACGUUAUCGGGCCGAGUUUUGAAAUCGUUAAUCGGCGAAGUUGUACAAGUUACUGAUUAGAAAUAUGAAAUUUUCGACACAUUUGCAGGACAAGUGUCGAGAGUUGUUGAGCAUAAUUUGUAGCUUAUUUCAAAUGGUGGUGCUCAAUCUUUAUUGAAUCAACAGAUGGUGUUAACUUAUACAAGGUUGGGGGUACAUUUGGUGGUAUCAUAAGGAAUCAGACAUGAAAGAGUGAGGUUGAAAGAAUUGGGGUUUAAUUUGACAUGAAUUUAUUAGUA
Cynara cardunculus var. scolymus (artichoke) is the source of this 3617-nucleotide messenger RNA. RefSeq names its product serine/threonine-protein kinase D6PK-like. The coding region runs from base 482 to 3112 and encodes 876 amino acids. Gene Ontology annotation, biological process: protein phosphorylation. NCBI's taxonomy places the organism in Eukaryota, Viridiplantae, Streptophyta, Magnoliopsida, Asterales, Asteraceae. The transcript has 4 exons. The record is from RefSeq and is a predicted model, not a curated record. Gene Ontology annotation, cellular component: nucleus; plasma membrane; cytoplasm. Gene Ontology annotation, molecular function: protein serine/threonine kinase activity; ATP binding.